Messenger RNA from Naegleria fowleri, 921 nucleotides. RefSeq lists its product as uncharacterized. Gene Ontology annotation, cellular component: trans-Golgi network. Bases 1 to 921 code for a protein of 306 amino acids. NCBI's taxonomy places the organism in Eukaryota, Heterolobosea, Eutetramitea, Acrasida, Naegleriidae. The transcript has 2 exons. The record is from RefSeq and is a predicted model, not a curated record. Gene Ontology annotation, biological process: vesicle fusion with Golgi apparatus; endoplasmic reticulum to Golgi vesicle-mediated transport.
AUGAUUGCCAAUCGAGGAAUAACCAAUCCGACUUCUUCUUCUUCAUCGGAUUCGUCAUUUGCUUCACCUUCUCAUCAUCAGCAUGGAUUUGUCAUUGGAAAAACUCAAGAAUAUUUAAAGAGUAAAGGUUUUGGUUGGUUGAUGGAAGUGGAUGCCUCUACGGAAUCAAAAGAAAAUUUGUUGGGCGGAGAGAGUGUGGAACAGCCAUCCAUUAUGGAGGAAUUGGAUAUUGAUGUGAAUGAUAUCUUGUUUAAAGUGAAGAAGGUGAUGAUUCCUUUUGGAAAAUUUAGUGCCGAUGAUUUGAGUAAAUUGAGAGAGCCAGACUUUUGGGGACCUUUUUUCAUUGUUCUUGCAUAUGCAUUUCUUGUGGAAUUAACAUAUUUACAACUUCGUGCCAUCACUUGGAUGUAUUUAAUUUGGUUGGUUGGCUCGUGUCUGAUUUGGAUGUUGGGAAGAUUAUUUACGCCAUCAUCUGUUGAGGAGGCAAGAGCGUUGAAGAAUGUUAAAAAAGAUCACACUUCAUCGGAUUUUCAACCAUUGCCUUCAACAACUGAUAAUGCACAAUUUCCUUCCAGUAAUUUUGAAGAAGGUGCUUCCAAUGAUACCAAUUUGACAGCAGAGGGGGAGCAAAUUAUUGAAGUGGGAUACAGUCAAGUCAUGUCGUGUGUGGGUUAUUCUCUCAUUCCUCAUGUAUUGGCAUUACUGGUGUUGUUGGUGUGGAGACUCAUCUUUGGAAAGAGUUCCUUUAUGUUUUAUUAUGUUUCCUUGUUGUUGAAUUUGGCAUCAUUUGGAUGGUCGACUGUUUCAUGUCUCUAUUUAUUCACAGCAGAAAAUUAUUACCUUAACAAGAAGAGGAGAUUAUUGGUGGUGCCAAUUCUCUUGUUGUAUCUUUACUUUUUCUCGAUGCAAUCGGGAGUGUAA